Molecule: messenger RNA, 987 nt
Organism: Plasmopara halstedii
Lineage: Eukaryota; Oomycota; Peronosporomycetes; Peronosporales; Peronosporaceae
Product: Pleckstrin homology-like domain
Exons: 1
Coding region: 1-987 (328 amino acids)
Source: RefSeq, a predicted model, not a curated record
AUGCAGUCACAAGCACGAUCUCGAAAUGAGCCACUUAAGGCUGGUCACCAGCUCUUGUCACCAACUUUUCAGCAACAAAUUCAACACGUGAGUUACAAGACGUCAUUGUCGCAAUGUGCCGAUAUUUCUACCGCAUGUACGACUUCAAUCACAACUGACAGCAAGGAGUCCAUCGACUUUAACUUUGAUAAGUUCACACUCGAGUCGGUGCGUGGAAGAAAGAGGUCAAUUGAGCACGACGCGUUUGAAAUGGCUGCUUGUCUAAAUUCAAAUAUCAAAUACACAAUACAAAAUCAGCAAUCUGACAAUUAUCACGCGUUCUAUUACGAUGAGAAGUCUAAGCCGAAUCCACUUAGUAGCAGCACGGGAAGUGUUCACACGACAACUACGACGGAAGAUCUCGAAUCGUCUCGACUUCGUUUUCAAAAUUCGUUUCAUAACUUAAGCCGCGAUGGAAAUGGUGAUAUGAAUCAAAGCACAUUUCACUUAAGCUCGACUGCAGCGGCGGCUGGCUUUCCAAUGGCAAAGAAAAAGCAACUGACAACAGUAUUGAUACGAGGGUGGUUACAAAAGCGCAAAGGACUUGUUCUAAAGCGAUGGAAACCAUACUAUUGUCUUUUCAAGAGUGAUGACAGUCUUUGUCUUUACGCAAACGAAAAUACAGUCAAUGGUAAACUAAAGGAGCGAUAUCAGGUAUUACGUGUGGUGCUCACAGACAAAAAUGAUUCUUUUCAUCUUAUUGGCGUUGAUGCUGAAGGUUCUCCGCGACGAGAAGAACUUCGAACAUCAAUGCCUUCCGAUUGGAUUCAUUGGGCGCAAGCAUUUGGUCGAUUCUUUGACUGUUCGUCAAUGGAGCAAGCUAUCGUUCGUGUGCCCCAAUUCACUUUUACGAAGACGUUGAUUUUUGAUGAACACACUAAUUCUCUUCAUGGGAGCUUAGAAGACCAGUCUCAAGACCAGCAACACAAUACUUUUGGUCGAUUUUAA